GUACCCUAGUACAAGGAAAGAAGUCCGUUGAUACGGUCCAACGAUUCUUUGAAAUUCUAUAUCAUUAUACUCAGUUUGACGGGGAUAGGUUUUGUGAAUUGUCAAAUUAAAGGUUGUCAUCCGCUCAUUGAUUAUUGGGAAAGCUUUCUAUAAAUACGAUGACAUGGAUAGACAAUUGGAAAACAUGUUUCGGAUAUUCUUCCUCGCUGUUGCUAUUCUUGGUGUACAAGAAUUUCAAGUGAUGUAUCUUCUUGCACGGAACACGGAUGGCGACCUUGAGACGACGGAAAUCUGUGAAUCCUCACCGCCUUCAAUAUCCUGUAACCCGGGCUAUAAAUACCGCUCUAUUGACGGUUCCUGCAAUAACUUAAAGCAUCCGGACAGGGGUCAAACGCAUACGUCACAGAGGAGAUUUCUAUCGCCAGACUAUGACGACGGUCAUGACGCUCCGCGGCACACCAGGUUCACUCAACCAUUACCUAGUACGCGAGAAGUCAGUAACCUUCUGUUUCAGAACAAUGACAAAGCACCCAAUUUAGAUCCAAAGAUCAAUGUGCUGCAUAUGUCGUUUGGCCAGUUUCUCGAUCACGACCUUAUCUUUACGCCAAUGAUCAAUGGUAACUUUAGUUGUUGUGGAAGAGACGAACACAAGCCCCCGUGCAUACCCAUCACCAUUCCACCCAAUGAUCCGUUCUUCAGACAGAAUUGUAUGCCCCUGAAACGAUCAGCAUCUAUUCUUGUAAAACACGGAAAAACUUGUGUUCGAGAGCAAAUUAACGACGUUACAUCAUAUGUCGACGCAUCAAACGUAUAUGGAUCGAAUGAGAAAAAAGCUAGAAACCUGAGAACUUUCAAGAGUGGUACACUGCGACAGGAGAAGAAAGGCUUGCCCAAAGGUGAUAGAAAACCCUGUGUCUUUAAGGAUUCUGUUCAUGACUACUGUCAGGAGGCAGGUGACAAACGGGUGAAUGUUGUUCCAAACCUUGGAUCUAUGCAUCUUCUUUUCGUUCGAUAUCACAAUUAUAUUGUCGGUGAAAUGGCUAAAUUGAAUCCAUUAUGGGAUGACGAAAAACUCUAUCAAGAAACUCGUGCCAUAGUGACCGCUGUUAUGCAACACGUGGUUUACCAUGAGUACCUGCCCUUAGUUCUAGGACACGACAUAAUGAUGCAGUAUGAGCUUUUUCCUAUGCCUCACGGUUUUGAUUCGGUUUAUGACGAAGAGAUCGAUGCCUCUACAAGGAACGUUUUUGGUGCCGCGGCCUUCCGUUUCGGUCAUUCCCAGAUACCAAAUCAUCAAAAGCAAUUCAACAAAGCUUACUCUAGCAUUGUAAACAAGAACAUUGAAGAUACAUAUCAUAAUCCACACAUGUGUAUCGCGAAAGGAGGAAAGAGCUGCGAUGGUGUUCUUAGAUGGGAGCUUGCAGAACGCACAACAAAAUCGGACGGAGUGUUCGAGAUUGGUGUCAGAGACAAACUUUUCAUGACAUCGGCUGGUGCAAGUCUGGAUCUUCCCGCGAUAAAUUUGCAACGCGGGAGGGACCACGGAAUUCCGCCAUAUUGUAAGUGGAGGGAGUUUUGCGGAUUGCCUCCAAAUUCUCUGUCAGAUCACACAGACGCCAACAAAGACAAACUGCUGAAAGUCUAUAAGAAUAUACACGAUAUAGAGCUCUAUGCUGGUGCCAUGACCGAGAAACCGGUAAAUGACGGACUGGUAGGUCCUACAUUUGCCUGUCUCAUAGGAAAGCAAUUCUCUCUGUACAAGAAAGGAGACAGGUUCUGGUAUGAGAACGAACACACUAACGGAUUUACCAAAGAUCAACUGAAGGAGAUAAAGAAGACCACCCUGACCUCAGUCAUUUGUCAGACUAUGGAGGUGGGCAGCAUAACUCCUAAUGCCUUCCUCGUGGAGAGCAGCACUAAUAAAAGAAUACAGUGUCAGGCAGUGACACAUCCGAAGUGGUUGGCGUGGAAGGAUCCCUUGAAGCGUGACUGAUCAUAUCCAGUGUAGAUUUAUAAAAGCAAAUGCUGAAAGCGAUUAAAGAAAUUUUAAAAUACA
Ostrea edulis (European flat oyster) is the source of this 2056-nucleotide messenger RNA. RefSeq names its product myeloperoxidase-like. The record is from RefSeq and is a predicted model, not a curated record. Lineage: Eukaryota; Metazoa; Mollusca; Bivalvia; Ostreida; Ostreidae. Gene Ontology annotation, molecular function: heme binding; peroxidase activity. The transcript has 12 exons. The coding region runs from base 164 to 1993 and encodes 609 amino acids. Gene Ontology annotation, biological process: response to oxidative stress.